This is a messenger RNA of Epinephelus moara (kelp grouper), 9893 nucleotides long. RefSeq names its product homeodomain interacting protein kinase 2 (gene hipk2). Bases 359 to 4090 code for a protein of 1243 amino acids. Lineage: Eukaryota; Metazoa; Chordata; Actinopteri; Perciformes; Serranidae. The transcript has 15 exons. Gene Ontology annotation, cellular component: nucleus; cytoplasm; PML body. Gene Ontology annotation, molecular function: transcription corepressor activity; protein tyrosine kinase activity; transcription coactivator activity. Gene Ontology annotation, biological process: peptidyl-serine phosphorylation; smoothened signaling pathway; positive regulation of transcription by RNA polymerase II. The record is from RefSeq and is a predicted model, not a curated record.
GCGCUCUGACCACUGCAACUUUUGCAGAGACUCCUCACUCCACAGACAUGUCGCACAAUAGCUGAAGUAAACCUGUCACCGCGGCUCAUCAUCGGAGCCUCCAGAAAUACACCGCAGGUCAGGAGGGAUUUCAAACCGCACGGCCACCUCCUCUGUCGCUUCCCCUUCGCGUCGGACCCUCCGUUUGGAAACGCCUGGAUAUGAAUUAUGAGCAUUUUCCUCACUAAUGAACUGGGCCAGUAAUGCAGGAGACCGCCGCGACUCUCUCAUCAGUGUUUCAAGAUGGCAGAUUUUCAUUGAGUUUUGAGCAGAAAUCUCGCUUUAUUUUUUGCCAUGAAUAACAGAAAUCCUUGCACCGAUGGCCCCUGUAUACGAAGGUAUGGCCUCGCAAGUGCAAGUGUUCUCCCCUCACACUCUCCAAUCAAGUGCCUUCUUUAGCGUGAAGAAACUGAAGGUGGAGCAGAGCUGUAACUGGGAUAUGACAGGGUACGGCACACACAGCAAAGUCUACAGCCACAACAGCAGCAAGAACUUGUCGGCCGCCAGUGGCCCCCUCGGCAUCAACAGCUCCCUGCAGGUCGCCAGCUCCACCCUGCCCUACGAGCAGGCACUCAUCUUCCCAGCCAGCGCGGGCCACAUUGUGGUCGCCUCAGCCAGCAGCACUUCAGGGGCCGUGGGGUCUCUGCUGGGCAGCGGGGGUGGAGGCAGCAGCAGCAACAGCAGUGGUGGUGGAGGUGGCGGCGGCGGCAGUGGUGUGGGUGGUGGAGUCGGUGUUCAUAACCUGACACGCCGCAGCACGGUCAGUCUCCUCGAUACCUACCAGCGAUGCGGGCUUAAACGCAAAAGUGAGGAGCUUGACAACAACAGCAGUGUGCAGAUCAUUGAGGAGCACGGCCCACCAAUGAUCCAGAACGGAGCAGCCAGUGGAGCCACGGUGGCCACGGUGGCCACUGCCACCUCCACCGCGACGUCCAAGAACAGUGGCUCCAACAGCGAGGGGGACUACCAGCUGGUGCAACACGAGGUGCUCUGCUCCAUGACCAACACGUACGAAGUGCUGGAGUUCUUGGGACGAGGAACCUUCGGACAGGUGGUGAAGUGCUGGAAGCGGGGCACCAACGAGAUAGUUGCGAUCAAGAUCUUAAAAAACCACCCGUCGUAUGCACGGCAGGGUCAGAUCGAGGUCAGCAUCCUGGCGCGUCUCAGCACGGAGAGUGCAGAUGACUACAACUUUGUGAGAGCAUACGAGUGCUUCCAGCACAAGAACCACACGUGCCUGGUAUUUGAGAUGCUGGAGCAGAACUUGUACGACUUCCUCAAGCAGAACAAGUUCAGCCCCCUGCCGCUCAAAUACAUCAGACCCGUGCUGCAGCAGGUGGCCACAGCGCUAAUGAAACUGAAGAGUCUGGGGCUGAUCCACGCUGACCUGAAGCCAGAGAACAUCAUGCUCGUGGACCCGUCUCGACAGCCCUACAGGGUCAAAGUCAUUGACUUUGGUUCAGCCAGCCAUGUCUCCAAAGCAGUCUGCUCCACUUAUCUACAGUCCAGAUACUACAGGGCUCCGGAGAUCAUCCUGGGCCUGCCGUUCUGUGAGGCCAUAGACAUGUGGUCCUUGGGCUGUGUGAUAGCCGAGCUCUUCCUGGGAUGGCCCCUCUACCCCGGAGCCUCAGAGUACGAUCAGAUCCGGUACAUCUCACAGACACAAGGUCUGCCUGCAGAGUAUCUGUUGAGUGCGGGGACAAAGACCACCAGGUUCUUCAACAGAGACCCCGACUCCACCUAUCCUCUCUGGAGACUUAAGACUCCAGAGGACCACGAGGGUGAAACGGGGAUCAAGUCCAAGGAGGCUCGCAAGUACAUCUUCAACUGCUUGGAUGAUAUGGCGCAGGUGAACAUGACGUCAGAUCUGGAGGGGAGCGACAUGCUGGCAGAGAAGGCUGACAGGAGGGAGUUCAUCGACUUGUUAACAAAGAUGCUGACCAUCGACGCAGACAAGAGGAUCACCCCUAUCGAAACGCUCAACCACCCCUUUGUCACCAUGUCGCAUCUCCUCGAUUUCCCACACAGCACACAUGUGAAGUCGUGCUUCCAAAACAUGGAGAUCUGCAAGCGUCGUGUCAACAUGUACGACACAGUCAACCAGAGCAAGACGCCCUUUAUCACCCACGUGGCCCCCAGCACCUCCAACAACCUCACCAUGACCUUCAACAACCAGCUGAACACUGUGCACAGCCAGGCCACCAACCUGGUUCCCUCCUCCACCAACAAUGCCACCCUUUCCUUUGCAAGUCCUGAUGUCUCCAUACUAAACUACCAAUCUGCACUCUACCAGCCCUCCGCUGCCUCCAUGGCAGCCGUGGCCCAGAGGAGCAUGCCCCUGCAGCCUGGGGCCCCUCAGCUCUGCGCUGCCCGGCCGGACCCCUUCCAGCAGGCGCUCAUCGUCUGCCCACCUGGCUUCCAAGGGCUGCAGGCGUCCCCUUCCAAGCACACCAGUUACUCUGUGCGGAUGGAGAAUGCUGUUCCCAUAGUGACGCAGGCCCCUGGUGCCCAGCCUCUGCAGAUCCAACCCGGCCUGCUUACACAGCAGGCCUGGCCCAGCGGCACCCAGCAGAUCCUGCUGCCUCCAGCCUGGCAGCAGCUCACCCACACCUCGGUCCAGCAUGCCACUGUCAUCCCCGACUCCAUGAGCAGCACACAGCCCCUCGCCAACUGGAGGAAUUCCCAUCCUCAUGGCAGCCAUUAUAAUCCCAUCAUGCAGCAGCCGGCCUUGUUGGCUGGCCACGUCACGCUCCCAUCCAACCAGACGCUCAAUGUGGGAGUGGCACAUGUUAUGAGGCAGCCCUCGACCAAUAACAGCUCCUCUUCCAAAAAGAACAAACAGCACCAGAUGUCUGCCAGGAACAUGUCAGCCUAUGAGGUGUCGUCCUCUCAGGCGGUGCUAUCCCCGCAGCGCUCGAAGCGGGUGAAGGAGAACACACCCCCACGUUGUGCUGUGCUACAGAACGGCUCGGCCUCCAACUGCCCGCCCCCGCAGGGCUGUGGGGGCGGAGGGUGGGGGGCUAACGAGGCAGAGCAGGCUUCCAGCACUACCCGCGACCAUCAGCACCAGCACCACGUCCCCAGACAGACCAUCAUCAUCCCCGACACGCCCAGCCCUGCAGUCAGCAUCAUCACCAUCAGUAGUGACACAGAUGAGGAAGAUGACCACAAACAAAACAACAGUUCAUCUUCAAAGCAGCGGAAGAAUGUCAUCAGUUGCGUGACGGUCCACGAUUCACCCGACUCGGACUGUUCAAGCAACAACAGCCCCUACACUGUGGAGUCCAGAGCCCCCAACAACAACAGCUAUGACACAAAGACCACCAUCCUGGACAACUACAACAAUGGGAACCCCCGCACCAUCAUCAUUCCCCCUCUCAAAACCCAGAACAGUGAGGUCCCGAGUGAGUGUGAGCGCCUGAUGCCAGAUGCAAUGAACCAUCAGAAUUCAGCUUACAAGUUCAAAUCCUCCAAUGGAGUGGUGUCUGGCAAUAAUCACUUACCAGGGGGCGUGGCUGGAGGCGGGUCCUACCGACAGCAGCGCUCAGGGCCACACCCCCUCCAGCAGCAGCCUCUAAAUCUCAGCCAGGCCCAGCAGCAUAUGGUAGCCGAGCGAAACGGUCAUCGGCGUCAACAGGCCUACAUCACCCCCACCAUCGCCACUCAGGCCCCGUACUCCUUCCAUCACAAUAGUCCCUCUCACACGGGCAACGUCCACCCGCAUUUGGCUGCCACACACCUACCCAGCCAGCCCCACCUCUACACCUACACAGCCCCUGCUGCUCUGGGCUCCACUGGCACCGUGGCCCACCUGGUGGCGUCACAGGGCUCGGCGCGCCACGCAGUCCAGCACGGGAGCUACCCACCAAGCAUCGUUCACCAGGUCCCAGUCAGCAUGGGCCACCGCGUGCUGCCCUCACCCACCCUGCACCACAGCCAGUACCAGGCCCAGUUCGCCCACCAGGCCUACAUCAGUGCUUCGCCCGCCUCCACUGUCUACACUGGAUACCCGCUGAGCCCCACCAAGGUCAACCAGUACCCUUACCUCUAGAGAAGACACUGACUGACACUGGAGAGCCUAACCCAGCGCUGCUGCUGCCCCCGAACCCACCCGCCCCGAAACCCGUCGACAUCCUGAACAUCCUCUCCUCGACCUCAGACAUAAACAGAGACAGAGGAACAUGCAAUCCUCAUGAAACUGUCACAUAUAACUUGAAGAUAUAACGACAGAGAGAAUACGAAAAAAAAAAGAUUCACAGCCUCUCUAGAAGGGAAAGAUGGGGUUGAGUUUCAGAGGGGUACAGUUGAAGAUGUUUUCUUUCACAUUUUUGUUUUCUCCUGAAAGGGCCAGUUUUUGCUUUUAUUUGUCGAUUCUUCACUUUACUUUACGAGGAAAGUAACGUCUCAUUAGUUUUACAGGGAAGUAUGAACAGGCCUUUUGGGACAGUGGAGGUUUUCUGCUUUGUUUUCUUUUAUUUUCCCCUCUUAAAUUUGGGAAGUGACUGUUGAACAGGGGUUACUGACUGGAAGUUCGGAAUCCCAAGGAGAAUUUGGGAGAAGGUGAAAUACGGAAACCUGCUGCUCUUCAAAGAAAAAAAAUAUUGAUGGCCUUGAACUGUCUUAAUAUUUCCAAAUCAUUCAUGGCGUGGGGAGAAAAGAGAGGCAACUCCCCGCCCCCCCACUCCACCUUCUCCAGCCGAGGAGGCUUCUGGAAAUAUAACCAACAGAAGACAACAAACUUUUUAGUGUAUUUAUAGAUAUUUUUCCUUUAUGUUUCACCUUUAUGAAGAUACUUCAGUUUUAGCUAGGUGUCUUAGCUGGGCCCCGUUCUUAGAAUGUAGCAGUCUGCACCUGUUUGUUUUAAGACGUUUUUUUUUGUUUUUUUUCCUGAUACCAAUAGAUUUAUUUGUUCCUCUUUUUUCAAUGUGAUUGCACAAAGUGGUUAUAAUAACAUAGGCAUGUACAACGUGAUUGUCUGUGUGUGCUACUGUCAGCCAUGCGUGUGUAGUCCACCUCCUUAAAAAACUCUCUUCAGUCUUUAGGUUUUGACCAUUGUUCCCUCGUAGUGCCUUACAGAUAUAACGACACAGUUUACUUGGCUUGGAUCCUGAAAGCCACAAGAGACUAUAGCUAUACUUAGAGAGACAUGUUUCCCUGGUUUGACAUCCUAGUCGGGGCAGUUGUAGCUCUCUUCCAGGUGUAGGCUCAGCCCUCGCUGUUCCUCGUCCGUAACGACAGCAUCCUAUAGAUGGUGAAGAUUAAUGUCAGAGUCGAUAUCAAGCUGAGCUGUUUUAUUAUGUGUGCAUGAGAUAACUUGCCUGGGGUACUUACCAAAGUCAUAGAUAAAUUCUUGUUACAUUUUGCUCUGGAUAUUAAAUGUAAAUAUGAAAAUGUACAGUAUAGCUGUAGCUGUAAACCUCUAUCACAGUGGCACCCAAAAUGUGGCUUUAGGUCGGAAUAUAUUUGUUUUUUUUAAAAUCACACAAGGGAAUUCAUGCAUUGUGAUCACGGAGCGGCGAUAUUAGCUCAGUUUUCAUGAACAGGGAAUGAGUUGCAGUUACAGUACAAUGUUUGAGACACAGCAGAGGUCGUUUUUUCAAGGUUAAAAGCUAGUCCGAGAGAAGGGCCUGACAGAAAGUGAUUGUUGCCAUGAGGGUGGUUCUGUGAAGGCUGCGGAGAAGAGGCAGAGUAUCGAGGGUUGUUCGAGGGAGAUACUGCGUAGGCGCGAGCGAGGGGGCUAUUUGAAAGCGUAGGGUCAGUUUAGGUAGGGACUGCGGAGCACAGGGUGGAUCUCUCUAUCUUAAACGGGACUAAAAUGGUAGCAAGUUGGCACUGAGCAGGUUGAUAGUAACACUGAGCCCGGGUGGUCGGUAGGAGCCGAGGGUGCACUACCUUACCUGAAUGGACACUUAUAAUUCUGACGUGAAAUCCUUUUGCUGUCGUCAUUUGUCGUUUGUUUCUCCAGCAAAGAUAAUAGAAAGUUGUCACGCUUGAGGUUUGGGUAGCACCUCUAGAACAGAGCAGAACAGAAGGGAAAAGCCGCAGCGUACACCUGGAAGGGCACCUUGUGGACGAUUUGUCGCCACUGUCCAUUUGUCUUCGAACCGGGUACACCACAGACAUCGCCACGCCAGCCGAACGGGAUACCUGAACACUUAGAGAACCAAUAGGGCUGUCGCUUUGUGUGUUUGCUGCUUGAUUUAACAUCUUUUAUUUUCUCCUUGUAGCCAAUGAUACAAAUAAUCUCCUCUGUUCAUUUUGUCCUCUUGAACGUAGGCACAUCAGUACUGCUGGUGGUUUUAGUGAAAGCCUUCCCCCCUCUCCUUCAUGGUAUGCCAUAGUACUUGCAUUUGAAGUGAUUUUUUUUUUUUUUUAACUUAACAUUAUCUUGAACUUUUUUUUUUUGACAUGGCUGUAGUACAUGUUGUGUUUAUUUUUUAGAGAUUGUUGCAAUAAUUCUUGUGGAUGUUUUAUCAGAGUGUGUGCGUGUGUUUUUAUUAUAUGUCAGGCUCAUUUCUAUUUUGUAACCUGGGGGUUGAUGUACAGUAAUAUUUAGUAUUCCGUGGAGGUGGGUGCACCGGUGUAAAGUGUUGCGACACUGCUGAUGGUAGUAAGUGUUGAGUCGAUGAUAAUCCAAUGGGGCCCAUAUAGAUAGACGUUUUGGCUCGAGGGUGCCACAUCCAGAAAAACAACAAUCUCUUGAAAAAAAAAUCCCUCAGCGGGCCCCGGAGUUGUUUGUCAUCCUGGUACUUUUCCCCCCACAACUCUCCACUCCCAGUCAGCUCCAGCAUGCAAGCCCAGGGUCCGGGUAGUUAAAGAUGUGAUUACAUACUACGUUGCUGGUUACAUCAUUCUUCUUUGUUCUGUUGUUUCUUUUAUUUUAUCGACUUAAUUUCCACUAGGUCACUGGGGCCUAAGCACACGCACGCAUAAGGGAGAUGAUUUUCCAUUGAAGUCUUUUAGCUCCUCUGUUACGAGACAGACUACUGAAACAUUCCACUGUUUGAGGGAAUUUGGCGUUACCCAUGCUACACUGCUGUCCUGUCCCCCUCUCCUGUCAGCACGGGGAUAGCAUUGCCACACUAGGACUGUUUCUUUUUUUCCUCGCUCCUCCCACCAAAGAAUUCAACAGAUCGAUCAUGUACAGCACAGCACAGUACAGUACAAGCAAUCCUCCGCAGCGUUGCUAGAGAAGACAGGCAAUAACUUCUGGUCUCAUCUUUAAAUGUUUUACAAGUGCUUUUUUUUUUUGAGGACAAGCAAAUGCAUGUGUGCAUACGACUUACAAGUACACAAGCAGGAUUUAAAACACUUAACGCAUACAGCACACUCAAUUUGUUUAGAAUCAGGAUGUUAAACUAUGAGAAGAGCUGCAGUCUGUUUUUUGUUUUUUUUGGUUUGUUUUACUUUCAUUACUCCUCACACUCGCGCCCAGUCAUGGUUGAAUGAUCAAUAAUUAUCUAACCUCUCUCCAAAAUGUUAAGCCAGUUUUUUUUUUUUUUACGUUGUUGAUGUUGUAGCUUUAUCGGUGUUGUAUGAAAUUUGUAAACUUCAAGAAAAGUUUGUUUUACAUUAGCGUGCCAUGGAAUAGAAUGACCUGUAAAAAUGAAUUAAUCAAAAAACAAAAAGAAAGAAAAAAAAGUACCAACUAUACCUUUAAAAACCAUGGUCACCCGCACAAAAUGAAUGUAAUGUGUGACCUGCGGCAUCUGAAAUGGCUUUAGAUCUUUCUCAGUGGGUGACCGCUCAUUUAAUUUCUACACCAUUUGUGGCCAUGCAUGAUGCAAUAAUUAUAUGAUCUCCAGCAAAAGUCCAUACAAGAGACGUAAUGUAAAAUUACCACUGUCCUCACGAUUAGGGGUAAUCAAAUAAUCGCUAUUUUCUCAAAUGACAAUUAAGAGAAGCCCUGUAUGCGCAAUUGUGUGGAAAAAGACUUGAUGUGUAUGAUACCUUUGUCUAUUACUCUGUUUCACAUAACCAAUGUUUUGUGUUUUAUAAAAAAAGGGGAAUCAGAAAUGUGAGCAUUAACGUAGAUCGAGUGACCUUACAAUUACCAAAAUGUGCUUAAGUAGAGUGUUAAAGAUGUUUUGUGUUGUCCAGGUGAGCGUAGCCUUCCCAGCUAGCAACUUUACUGUUAGAGUACUGCCUUCCAAAUAACCAACAAUACCUCUAAAGGUUUUAAGGUGACAUUUGAAUUAGACGAAACUCAACAAGGCAGUGUCUCACUCUCUAUGGGGCCUGGCGUUCUCCCAUAAAAUACACUCAAACUUCCAGCGUUGCUCAUAUCGUGAAUACUGCUCCUCCGGGAGCUUUGCAAACACUGAGAAACAUUCCUGAGAGCGUGAUGGCGCACAGUGCAACAUUAGUCUUCAGACAGACAAACAGACAACCCCGAAACAUCCACCUGUGCACUCGUACGGUGUAAACUGUUUGGCAAAGUCGCAGCUGCCUCCCAAAGUACAAAGGGGUUUGGAACAGGUGAUAGGUGGUUUAAUCAUGAGCUGAUGUAGUCUCUGUCACCAGGAAAUUCAUAAUCUACACAAGCAUUCUUAAAGCCCUUACGGAUGAGAGUGUAUGUCUUUUUUGUUGUUGUUUUUUUUAACUUUUCGUUGAGGAGAUCUGCUCCUUUUGCUGGCUAUUCCUCGGGGGAAUUCAGGGUGAGGUGGUCAAGGUUUGAUGCCAUCGCUGAUAGAGGGUGUCAGGUGAUUACCAUGUGUGGAUUUUAAAAACCAAAACUGAUUGAAAUACAGUUGUGUUCCUACUAUCUUCAUUUAUUCUAAUUUGUGUAAAACCAGGCAAGGAUGUGGAUUAAUAUUAACCACUUUAAAUCCCCAAAUUGCUGGGUUGUAAGAUCCUACUUUACAUAACUAAAACGAAAAUGUAGCUUUCCCCCGUCUUAACUUUCAGAGAGAGAUUUCUAGCCAAAGAUAGUUAUUUUUGUGGUGUUAAUAAAUGGAAUCUAGGAGUGGUAGACCAAAGCUGCAUUCAAAGCCUGUUUACGCUGCAAAAUAAUUCAUCUAAAGCUAGAGGUCAUGUCAAAGUCAAAAUCCCUUUUGGUACAUUCUCAAAAUUGUAAAUCAGAGUAGCUCAAUAAUUUUUACAUUUUCUAAAGACCUAAGAGUGCAUCAAACCCUGACCCCCUUUUGUGUCCAUUGCUGUAUGGUUUCUCAAUGGUGUAAAAUCUCAUUCUUUGUCGAUAAAGCUAAUGUGUGCUGCAGUAUUUCCUAGUAUACUUCUCUGUUAAUUGUCUUUUUCUUAUUUACUUUUGUUUAUUGGGGUGUGAUGUCUCAUUAUUUCAAUCUGUUGACGUAGCGUUCUAUGUAUACCCUGUUCCUUAGCCUAAUAUUAUUAAGUAUGUUAUGAGAAUGGAUAUUUUACUGGCUUUAUAGAAUGUUUAAAUAAAUAUAAUAAUGACAAUAAGAAGAAGGAUUAAUUAAACCUCCUAACAAGUUGAGUACUUGCUACUAAGCGCUUGUGUUACCAUUAUGAUGUUGUGUGCUUCUCUUAAUCAUUUUCGUUGUAGAAAAAUGGAGUGAAUUUAUAUUAGGCUUCGAAAAAACUAAUGAUAGCAUUGUAAAUUUCACAGGAGGAUUUUAACAGACAAACAGCUUCGUCAAAUAGAAGAAUAUAGUUAUUUUAAUUGUCCUCUUUACUAACUGUAGGGUGAGAAGGGGCUCGCGUUGUGGUGAACUAUGUUAUAGCUUGUUAUUCACUGUUACUUUUGAUCAUUUUUUCGGUCUCCGAGGUGAAUCGAGUUAUUAAUGAGAAUUUGUAUGCUCACAUAUGCAUAUUGUAUAUGUGUAGAAAUGUAAUCACACUUUGUCUUGGAUUUACAUUAAACUGUUAAGUCACGG